AUGGCACCAAUGAUCCAGCCGAUGGAGCAGCAGAUCACAGUGGAGGGCCCGACGAUAGCCAUCUUCAAUGUGGCGAUGAUCGGGCACGUGAACCCUACCUUCGCCCUGGUCCAGGAGCUCCGCAGGCGUGGCUGCAAGGUGCACUACUUCUUGCCGCCCGUUGCACCGAUCCGUGCUGCUGCCAUCGAAUCCGGGGCAGUCGUGGAAGGCUACCUCCCUGAGGAUCCAUCAGACUUCGUGAUGGAGAAAUGUGGCAUUGACGAGCCUUUGAUUCACAUUGUGCCGGAGAUUCUGGAAGAUGACCGUGCAGAAUUCGAGAGAUCGGUUUGGCCCCUUGCCCAGGCCCUCCUGUGUGGGGAGCACGUCAUAGAGCGGUGCCGACAGCUGGGAGUCAGCGUGGUUCUCUACGACCCCUUCCUGCCUCUUGGGCUUUUGGCAGCCACGAAGCUUGGCAUCCAAUGUGCUUCCUUGGUCACCUACCCUGGUAUGGGCAGCCUUUCCGGCUUGAUGUCGUCCUUGGAAGCUGAAGGGCGGCUGGAGCGCGCGGCCACUAUCCGAAGGCCUUACGGGAAGGCUAUCCAGGAGAAGUUCGGCGUGGACUUGUCCUGCGACCUCCUCACUCGCCGGCAGUUCUACACGAAAGCUAAUUUUGUCACCACUUGUGAGGACUUGAUCGCUGAGCUGCCAGCUUUGGGAGAGCGGAACUGGGCGGAUGAGCUGCGCAGGGAGUUCAGCUUUUCAGCCGUCGGUUGCCUCGUUAGCAGCUCUGCGCCACAUGUGAUCACAGCACGGUCAGACAGCUUCAUCCCGCGCGUGAAGAGUUUCGGCCACUCCUUGCCCGUGGCAGAGCUCUCGGAUCAGGUGGCCAAGGGCAGGAAGAUCAUCUAUGCCGCCCUGGGCACCAUGGCGCUUUCAGACCGGUGGAGCAUUGACCUUGGCCGCAUCAGUGCGGCCAACCUUCCUUACGGAACCACUGGCAAAGCCUUCUGCCAGCAUGUGUGGAAAGCUCUCCUCGCUGCCAUGGAGGAGCUUGGGGAUGACUUCUUUUGUGUUCUCUCGGUGGGGAAGCAGCCGGAUGCCCUGGACUUCCUCGGUAGCAGCGAGGCAGAGAUCGAUGAGCUCGUACCUAGCAACGUCCUGAUCCGUGGCUUUGUGCCACAAGUGGAAAUGUUGAACAACUACGCAUCCGCCUUUAUCUCUCACGUCGGCUUCAACAGCCUCCAGGAGAGCCUCAUGGCAGGAGUGCCCCUGGUGGCCAUCCCACAGGCAGUCGACCAGCCCGCGAACGCCUUCAAAGUGGGGCAGAGAGGCUGGGGCCAAGCUUUCUUCAAGCCCAUGGAGACAGUCACCAGCACUGCUUUGGCGGAGGCUUUGCGCCGGGUCUGCGAUGAGAGUGGCGGAUACCGACAGGCAGUGCAGUGUGCCCGCUUGGAGCUCGCGGGAGGCGCGCCGCGGCUGGCCGAAAGUGUGGUUUCGAUGGCCCUGGGCGGUUGCUAA
This is a messenger RNA of Symbiodinium necroappetens, 1497 nucleotides long. Lineage: Eukaryota; Dinophyceae; Suessiales; Symbiodiniaceae. The record is from the annotation of a GenBank genome assembly.